Molecule: messenger RNA, 5630 nt
Organism: Drosophila melanogaster (fruit fly)
Lineage: Eukaryota; Metazoa; Arthropoda; Insecta; Diptera; Drosophilidae
Gene: Eph
Product: Eph receptor tyrosine kinase
Exons: 14
Coding region: 332-3574 (1080 amino acids)
Biological process (GO): neurogenesis; anatomical structure morphogenesis; animal organ development
Cellular component (GO): plasma membrane; membrane
Molecular function (GO): ephrin receptor activity; nucleotide binding; transferase activity
Source: RefSeq, marked reviewed
UUAAUGACGUUAUAAAAGUUAUCGAUACCAGUUGUUUUAACAGAAUUGCUGAGUAUAAGUGAAUUUAAAAAAUAAAAAAUAAAGAAAAAAGACUGAAAAUGAUACUCUGGUCUUUACCAAGUAUCAAUAGAAAAUCUACAAGGGAUUUUGUGGUCGUAAAAGAACCACUUUAAAAUUAAAACGAGACUUCCAUAGUAGUAGUCGGCUGUAAAGUCUUGGAUUUUAAACUGGACCCACAAACACAAAUAAUGCUAUUGACAUUGGUAAAUCCGCAUCAGAGUGCGUACAACCCAAAUCAAAAAUAAAACUGUUCGAAAACGAUCCCAACAAAAUGAAAAUGGUUGGGUGCCACCCAAAUGACAAAAAGGUGAAAUAUGAUGGUAUUAAAAGUAAAACUUCUUCCGUAACCAUUCUAACUUCCGUACUAAAUGAUGCUAUAAGCGCCCUCAAGUCUGCGUUUUACAAAAAUCAAGCUCCAAUUAGCGAGCAAAACAGAUCUCAAAUUGUUUCGAGAAUGUCAUUAUUAAGGACAAUACUGCUUAUUAUAAUUUCAAUUCACUUUAAAUUGGCACAUGCAGAUCAGGUUGUUCUAUUGGAUACAACUCGAGAAGCUACAUUAGAGUGGACCAGGUAUCCAUAUGGACCUCAAGCCCAAACACCAGGGUGGGUGGAGGAGUCAUUUACCGACUUCGUUAAGGGCAUUAACUGGAGGAGCUAUGUGGUUUGCGAUGUGGCAUAUCACAACGUCAAUAACUGGUUGUGGUCGCCGUUUAUCGAUCGUGGAUCAGCAAACCGACUUUACAUUGAAAUUCAGUUCACAAUACGCGAUUGUUCUUUAUUCCCAGGAAACGCCUUGUCAUGCAAGGAAACAUUUAGCUUACUUUUUUACGAGUUUGAUGCGGCUACUAGAGAACCUCCACCAUGGCAAACAGACAGCUACAGGCUGAUUGCUCGCAUCGCGGCUGGCGAGGGGCGCUUCAAUCAGAACUCCGAUGUAGAUAUUAACACAGAGGUGAAGAGUAUAGCCGUCAACAAAAAAGGCGUAUAUUUUGCUUUCAGAGAUCAGGGCGCUUGUAUUAGCGUUCUGGCAGUAAAAGUAUAUUAUAUUACGUGUCCUGCUGUUACCGAAAACUUUGCACACUUUAACGAAACACCUACGGGAAGAGAAAUUACUAUAAUUGAGAAACAAAAUGGAACAUGUGUCGAUAACGCAGAACCGUAUGAGACGCCAACUUACUUAUGUAAAGGUGAUGGAAAAUGGACAAUUCUUACUGGUGGGUGUCGUUGCAAGGCUGGCUAUGAGCCGAAUUACACAAAUAAGACUUGUACAGAAUGUCCACUUGGGACAUUUAAAUCCCCAGAGGUUACAAAAUGUACUCCGUGUCCUCCCAAUUCAAAUGCUUCAAAAACUGGUUCACCUUUCUGUAAGUGUGCGUCUGGAUUCUAUAGACAUCCAAAUGAUGGUCGACAUAUGCCGUGUUAUAGUCCACCAGCUGCGCCUACUAAUCUCACGUUGUUGUUUGUUGAUCAAACAAGUGCAAUAAUAUCUUGGAGCGCACCGGCCAAAAAUGAAUCGUUUUCAUCUGAAACUAAUUCUAAAAUAUAUCACAGUGAUAUUGUGUACAAGAUCAAGUGUAAUAUAUGCAGCCCAAAUGUGGUUUACAAUCCCUCAACUGACACAUUUAACGAAACAAAAAUAACACUUACAAAUCUGGAACCGGUAACGACAUACACUGUGCAGAUACACGCAAUAAAUAGCGUGUCUCAUAUUAACGAAUUUAAAAGGCACUCCAACGAGUCUUCCCUGGUGGCAGUCAGUGACAUAGUAUUUUCAAAUACGUCUUUAUUAAAUAUACCUUUGGAUUUAAACGAAGUAAAGACUGGUCAAGCUGAAAUCGUUUUUACAACUGAGUCAGUUUUGCUCUCGACAGUUUUUAAUUUGCGUAUAUUGGCUAUAACUAAUAAAGAUGCCGAUCUAGAAUGGGAUAAACCUGUUCAAAGUGAUUUUCCACUUGAAUUUUAUGAAGUGCGCUGGUUUCCAAAGGUCGAAUUAGAUGCUAUAAAUAAAUCAGCUUUGAACACAAAAGAAACGAAGGCACAUAUAGUAGGACUUCUAGAAAAUACGGAGUAUGGAUUUCAAGUUCGUUGUAAAACGAAUAAUGGAUUUGGCUCUUAUAGUAACAUGAUUUACGCCCAAACUCUUCAAUCCGUUGGUUCAGUAUAUGACGAUUCUGUGCAAAUACGAUUUAUUGCUGGAGCCAUCGUGACGGGAGUAUUAUUUCUAGUCAUUUUUAUAAUAGCUACAGUAUAUUUCAUGAGAUCGAAGCAUCAGGAUGAUCUUGAUAAAAAAUCGACAAAUCAUUUGCCAUUACCACUUGACUACGCCAGCAACGAAGUGACGACGCCUUUAUUUGGAAAUAGCAGAAGCUACGUAGAUCCGCAUACCUAUGAAGAUCCUAAUCAAGCUAUAAGGGAAUUCGCUCGAGAAAUCGAUGCAAACUACAUUACAAUAGAAGCUAUUAUCGGAGGUGGAGAAUUUGGCGAUGUAUGUCGUGGUCGAUUAAAAAUACCCCCAAACUUUGUACAGGACAUUGAUGUGGCAAUAAAGACUUUAAAACCAGGGUCUUCGGAAAAAGCGCGCUGUGAUUUCUUGACAGAGGCUUCUAUUAUGGGACAGUUUGAUCAUCCAAACGUUAUUUAUCUACAGGGAGUAGUUACUCGGUCUAAUCCAGUUAUGAUUAUUACUGAGUACAUGGAAAAUGGCAGCUUAGACACAUUUCUUCGGGUGAAUGAUGGAAAGUUUCAAACAUUACAGCUUAUAGUUAUGCUUCGGGGUAUAGCCAGCGGGAUGUCAUAUUUAAGUGAUAUGAAUUAUGUACACAGAGACUUGGCGGCACGUAAUGUUCUUGUAAAUGCCCAAUUAAUAUGCAAAAUCGCGGACUUCGGAUUGUCACGUGAAAUUGAAAAUGCAAGUGAUGCAUACACAACUCGGGGCGGUAAAAUUCCUGUACGUUGGACUGCGCCGGAAGCCAUUGCUUUUAGAAAAUUUACUUCAGCAUCGGAUGUUUGGUCGUAUGGAGUAGUUCUAUGGGAGGUCAUGUCCUAUGGGGAACGUCCAUAUUGGAACUGGUCAAAUCAGGACGUGAUAAAGAGUAUAGAAAAGGGCUACCGUUUACCAGCUCCGAUGGAUUGUCCAGAAGCCCUUUAUCAGCUAAUGUUGGAUUGCUGGCAAAAGCAACGUACUCAUCGCCCCACAUUUGCAAGUAUCGUUUCAACUCUUGACAAUUUGGCACGACAACCACAGUCAUUAUUGACAACACGACCCUCGCCAGAAUCAGACGGUAAUCAUAUUUUGGAUGGACAGCGCGGUCAAAAUAUUUUCAUAAGCACUGACCUUUGGUUAGAGCACAUUAAAAUGUCUAGAUACUGUCAUCAUUUUAAAGAGGCUAAUUUAAUAAAUGCUCAACAGAUAUCCAGGUUAACAGCUCAACAACUUUCGGACAUGGGAAUUACUUUAGUUGGACAUCAAAAAAAGAUCUUACAUCAAGCCCGGCAACUCGACACUAUAAUAUAAACAAUUUAUUUUUACAAAGUAGUGUAAGGUGUACAUAUAAUGAAUACAUAAUGUAUUAUAUAAAUAAUAUAAUAUAUGGUGGAACUUUCUUAUUUCGAAUCAACAUCUGCAUCAUAAAAUCAAGUUAUACAAUAUUAUUCACAUGCAUUUUUAUCUUCUUUUGCCAAAAAAGAUACAGAUUUCGAAUUAGGAAAGUUCGAGUGUAAUUGACACGUGUGAAAUACCAGAACACAUACAUUUUAUAAGAAUUUUAUAGGUUCUCUUAACUAGAACAAUAGAAUAUAUAAUAGGAAAAGUAUUGUUUUUACGUUGUUUAAAAAUUAUACCUUAUAUAUCAAUGUGUACCAAUUAUUUAUUAUACGAACAAUUUUCAAGCUUAUUAUUAUAAGAGUUUAGAGGCGCUAUGAUUGCCUUGCUAUAUUUUACCUUUUUUUGUUGUGAUAGAAGUGGAAUUAAAGAACUAUUCAUCUUUAUUAGAUUAUAUUUCAUGGUUUACUUUGCAUAAAAUAGUGAAAAACUCAAUAAAAUUACACUCGUACGUAAGGUGCGGUAUUCCGGCCUAAAUCAUAAUGUUACUACCGUGUUAUCACUAAUCAGUAUUAUUAAAUUAGUAGGAUUUCAAAAUAUCAUUAUAUAUUAUGUCUAGUAAGUAUUCCAAAGGAAAAUUGAGCGCUAUAAAGUCUUCGUGCCUGAAUUCAGCAAUACAAGAUGUAUUAGUCUAUACCAGUGGUCCCACUGGACCCACUCUAAUGGGCGUUGCUUGGUGGAUUUAAUAGUAAUGCCUGACCGUGAAUAGAAAGCUCCGAUAAGGUUGCUGUCUAAGAAAUACAUUUUUCAUUUCUAUAAAUAAAAACUGAAAUUUAUUUGUAUUUUAUCAUUUCUUUUCGGCCUGUUAAGUUUAUAUACAAACUUCAAAAAAUAAAUAAAUUAUAUUAAUUUGGGCUAUAUAUUCUUAGGUUAUGCCGUAAUUGCAAAUUAUAUAUUAUAUUUGCAUUAAAUAGACAUAUUUAUUUUUUCAUUCAUUCUAAACCAAACAUGCUGAUAUGAGCACUACCGUCGAUUGCCUACAGCUUGCAAAUUUCAUUUAUUAAGUAUCUAUACAUCAUAACGUACUUACGUAUUUAUUUAUUAUUUAUAGUUCGAUGAUACAUAACUCAAACGACAGAAGUCUAAAAUAAAUAUGAACUCUGCUUAUACAGUAUAUAAUGUCGGGUAUAAUAGUUUUUUCACAACGUUUGGUAUCGAAACUUUUGUAUAUUAAGGGAGGCCCUCACUUGCUUUUUUUGCAGCGAAGUCGUAACUAAUAAGUGCUUGUCUAAUUCAAUUAUACUAGAAUUACGUGUUUAUAAGAAGGGACUUGGCCAGAUCGACUCGGCUAAAGAUGCUCUAUAUACAGUUAAUUAAGCCUAACACAGUCAGAAGUGGACUAUCCGGAAUACUUACAUAUGUAGAUCGUCUCUGGAUUGAUUCUAACUAAGCACAAAAAAGCGUUCCCAAGAAAUGUAGGAAACAAGAAGGGAAAACAAGCAUCGGCAAACGAAAGAUUAAAUAUAAUUUCUUUUCAUUAAGACUUUUUAAAAGAAAAUUAUAUUAAAUGGUAAAAGAAUAAGUCGGAUAAUAAGAAAUUAAACAGAAACCCAUUAUAAUAUGUAAAAAUAUUAAUACCAAAAAAAUAUAAUUCUUAAUAAUAUUAUUUAGACGUUUCAAAAUAAACAAGAGAAAAUGCUAUAGUCGACUUCCCCGACUAUCACAACAUUUUUGAAAAGCGUUGCCUUGGCAGUUUUAGGAGAAUGUAGGCGCAAGAGUGGGCGUGGCAAAGUUUUUAGGCAAUCAAUACAAAUUUACACGACUGAUAAAAAUAUAAAAAAAUAUCAAAACAUUUUGCAAAAGUGGGCGUGCAGCACGAAUCGACAAACUUCCGCUGUGUACUUAAUCUCAACCUUCUAGCUUCUAUAGUUCCUAAGACCUCGACGUUCAUUCGGACUGACGGACAGACGAACCAUGGCUAGAUCGACUGGGCUAUUGAUCCUGAUCAGGAAUAUAUAUAAUUUAUGUG